CUCGGCGCCGUCCUCCCCGCCGCCCUGCAAAGCUCCACCAAAAUCUCCAAGCGCGACUCCUGGGGAGGCAGCGUCUCUCUUGGCCCUACCACCUCCGACAUCAUCAACGCCGUCACCACCAUCAUCCCCGGCGAAGCCCCCUCCACCCAGAAUGGCGAACUGUUCCUCUGGCCCGGCAUGAGCAACGGCACCGGCGACCUCAUCCAGACCACCCUCGAGAGCUGGCCCAGCAACGCCUGGUGCGGUGCUACCACGGGCCAGUGGUGCGUGCGCGCCAGUAUCUUCGGCUCGUUCGGUCAGUUGGAUGGCACCGGUUCCCCUGUCAGCGCCGACGACCACGUUCGUAUCGAAUACAACCUCGCUUCCGACGGCGAGACCUGGACUCAGAACGUCACCAAUGCUCUGACCGGUGCCGCUCUGUCAAGCUACUCCUACGCCGCUGGCCCAUACAUGACCGGCUACGGCACUGGCACCGAAUGCGACAGCGACUGCACCGGCACAGUCGCCUCCCAGCUCUACAUCAACACGACCAUCACGCUGCGCGAAGCGGACACCAGUUUCGGCGACACCAUUGCCACGGGUGCGGGCGCUACCUACACCGGUCUGACCUCCAGCGAGGGCGGCAAGGUGUGGAAGAUUGCGACCAUUAGUAUCCCUGCCAUGGGCUCG
Aspergillus ibericus CBS 121593 is the source of this 669-nucleotide messenger RNA. RefSeq lists its product as uncharacterized. The transcript has 2 exons. The annotation marks the transcript as partial. Lineage: Eukaryota; Fungi; Ascomycota; Eurotiomycetes; Eurotiales; Aspergillaceae. The record is from RefSeq and is a predicted model, not a curated record.